AUGGCAGACCGGAAAACGAUCCAGGACCUCAAGGAAACUAAAGCGAAACUCGAGGAUGAGCGAGCGCAGCGGGAUCAGUGGGCCUCUCUGCUUCCAGAGGCUGAGAAUGGAACCAGUGAAGAGUCCCAAGCACUCGCAGCCGAGAUUCGCGCAUCUAUCGCCCAACAGGACGCAGCAAUCGCUUCACUUUCCGAUAAGCUCUCCGCGCUCCAAAAGCAGCUUCCCGAGAGCGCCGAACCCGACCCUGCCGCUCCCAAGUUCGACCCAGAGAAGCAUCCCAUGUUGAGGAAGGCUGUGGAGAAGGUUGAACCUGCCAAGCCAGUCAAUUUCAACACUGGAGACAUCUGCGAGGUUCUGUGGACGGACAAGAGUUGGUACAGAGCAAAGGUACAAACCGUCCUUGGUUCCGUCUCUGACCCCAAGUAUCGCAUCCGCUUUCUUGAAUACGAAGAGAGCAUUACAGUUGGUCGUGACUCCAUCCGCCCCCUCCCCAAUGAGAAGAAGCGCAAAGCCGAAGUAGCGACUGUACCAACCCCUCCACCUGUCGCUCAAUCCCCGCAUGUCAUCUCUGGCCCGGCGAGCAUCAAUCCCGAGGCGCUCGCAGCCAAGAAGGACCCUGCUCCAGAUAAUGCGGCUCCUCCACCUCGUCGCAAGAUUGGUGGACACAAGGCGUUGGAACGGAAAGCAAACGACUGGAAGGCUUUCACGACCAAGGGUGUUGGCAAGCAAAUCGGAAAGAAGGACUCUAUGUUCCGUUCGGGCACUACGGUCAACAGCAGAGUCGGUUUCACCGGUUCAGGUGCUGGUAUGACCAAGACCAACAAGCGUGUUCGUUACAACAACAAGGACAAAGAUGAAGACGAGGAUACCAUGAGUAACAGACAUCGGACGGACGAUUACCAGCCAAGGUCCCGAUACUGA
Messenger RNA from Aaosphaeria arxii CBS 175.79, 921 nucleotides. RefSeq lists its product as uncharacterized. Lineage: Eukaryota; Fungi; Ascomycota; Dothideomycetes; Pleosporales. The record is from RefSeq and is a predicted model, not a curated record. The transcript has 3 exons. The coding region runs from base 1 to 921 and encodes 306 amino acids.